Messenger RNA from Maudiozyma barnettii, 675 nucleotides. RefSeq names its product mitochondrial 54S ribosomal protein mL57 (gene MRPL15). The transcript has a single exon. Gene Ontology annotation, cellular component: mitochondrial large ribosomal subunit. The record is from RefSeq and is a predicted model, not a curated record. The coding region runs from base 1 to 675 and encodes 224 amino acids. Gene Ontology annotation, biological process: mitochondrial translation; RNA processing. Lineage: Eukaryota; Fungi; Ascomycota; Saccharomycetes; Saccharomycetales; Saccharomycetaceae. Gene Ontology annotation, molecular function: ribonuclease III activity; structural constituent of ribosome.
AUGUUUCCUCGUUUUAUUGCUAGACAAAGUUCUUUAAGUUUUAGAUCCGUUCCUUCUAGGAGUAUAGCAUUCCUAAACAAUGGUUCUCGUAUUCGUGGUCUUAAAAGAGAUCCUGCAUCAUAUAUGAAGAAUCCAAAUGGUUUAGAAUAUAAUUCAAUAAAUAAAAUAAUUUGUCAAGAUAAAGUACGUUCAAUUUUAGAAUUUGAUAAAUAUAAUAUUCAAUUAUCUGAUGAAAUUAUUUUACAAUGCUUAACACAUAAAUCAUUUGCUCAUGGUAAAGUACCAUAUAAUGAAAAAUUAUAUUUGUUAGGUGCUCAAUUUUUAAAAUUACGUACUUCAAUACAUUCUUUAAAAAAUGGUAAUAGUUCCAAUCCAAUUAAUGGCAUGCAUUUUACAAAUCUUGGUGAAAUGUCAAAUAAAACUUUAAGUUCAAAACAAAAUAUUACAAACUUAAUUAAAAAUGCUGGAAUUGAUGAUAUAAUCUUUUGGAAAAUGAGAGAUCCAACUGGAACUUCAAAACUUAAUGGUGAAGAUCGUGUUAUUCAUACUGUAUUAAAUUCUUUAAUUGGUGCUAUUUUAACAACAAAUGGUUCACAAACAGCAACUAAAUAUGUUGACGAUUUUUUAUUAAAUAAAGAUAAUAAAUUAUCACUUAUAAAUAGUGCUACGCAAUGA